GUACAAAUUUUUAUCAUUCUGACUUUAUAUAUUCAAUAUUCAAUUUUUUUUUAAAUUUCUCAAUUUCUACAAAAAAUUUUUUUUUUUAAUGACGGACGAUAACAAUCCCAAACCAAAAAAAUCGAACGUUUAUACUAGAACUGGGGAUAAAGGCAAAUCAAGUCUUUUUAAUGGAGAGCGAAGAAGUAAAGACGAUGAUGUUUUUAACGCGUUAGGAACUGUUGACGAGUUGAGUUCAAGUAUUGGAGUAGCUAAUCAUUAUUGUAAGAAAGCUGGAAAUGGAUUAGAAGAUAAAUUAGUUGAAAUUCAAUGUAAAUUGAUCGAAGUUGGAUCCAAUAUUGCCACUCCAAGAAAUUCUUCAAAUACGUCAAAAUUGUCGUUUACGUCAUUCGAUGAAGAAAAUGUAAAUAUAUUGGAAUCUUGGAUUGAUAAUUUGGAUAAUCAACUACCUCCUUUAAAAAAUUUCAUUCUUCCUUCUGGAGGAGAAAGUGCCGUGUUUUUACAUCAGUGUCGCUCGGUAUGUCGUAGAGCUGAGCGUGUAACUGUACCCUUGGUGGAAGCUGAAGUUACAGAACAAAGUGUUGGAAAAUAUUUAAACAGAUUAAGUGACUUUUUCUUUGUGGCUGCAAGAUAUGCUGCUAUGUUUGAAAAACAUAUCGAGAAUUAUUAUGAACAAAGAAGAGAUGAUAGAGAAAGUAAUUUGGUGAAAAGAGAAUUAUCUAAAGAGUAAUGAACAAUAUAUAUCGCUAUGGUGUUGGAAGGUAUACUGUAUGUCGCUAAGGUAGGUAUAUAUUGCUAAAGAAGGUAUACUUUAUAUCGCUAAGGGAGGUAAGUAUAUUAUCGCUAAGGAUGGAAAAAUAAUUUUAAAAAAUAUAUAUAACUUUUCUAAUUUUUCGGGAUGUAUAUUUUAUUUUUUUUUAUUCAAUAUGGAAAAUAAAUAUUGGGACAUAAUUUAAUUCU
Rhizophagus irregularis DAOM 181602=DAOM 197198 is the source of this 960-nucleotide messenger RNA. RefSeq lists its product as uncharacterized. The record is from RefSeq and is a predicted model, not a curated record. Gene Ontology annotation, molecular function: corrinoid adenosyltransferase activity. Lineage: Eukaryota; Fungi; Glomeromycota; Glomeromycetes; Glomerales; Glomeraceae.